AUGGGGUUCUUAGACAACGUGCAAGAGUCAUUUAAAAGCGUUUUAUAUUCACUCACUACAAACGAUCACUAUGCGGAGUAUUCCAGUAGACACACAGAACACAACAAGUCCACCACCAGCUUGAGAGCCAGUGUUAACAAUAGUAGCACCUCACUAGUUGAUUCACAGCGUUCUUCCAUUGCGUACCGCCCAGGGCUGAGGAGCCAGGUCACCAACAGUAACAUCCGGUUGCAGGACUAUGUCGAAGGACAGCCGCCUCUGCCAUCGGUGGCCGAGAUCUGGGAAAGGCUUGACAAUUGGUUGGAGAGGGAGUAUCCUGAACUUGGUGAAAACCUGGAUGGAGGCGCAACAAGCAGCGACUUGAACCAGUUUGAGCACGAUCUGGACGUGAAUUUGCCUCUGGAUGUCAGAGAAAGUUACCAAAUUCAUGACGGUCAAUUGUCUCAUGCCAAGCGUGUCGGGUUGAUCUUUGGUCUUACGCUUCUUUCGCUGGACCGCGUUAACGAGGAAUCGACUAUAUGGAGAAAUGUCGCAAAGAAAGUAGACACGUUGAAGGAUAAAGGGUUCGUCAACAGACAAAGCAGUAUUCCGGCCGGUUCAGUACAACCGGUGUAUUCGCACGAUCACUGGAUCCCAGUUGCCAAGGACUAUGCAGGUAACAACAUUGCCGUUGAUUUGGCCCCAGGCCCAACUGGAAAAUGGGGGCAGAUCAUAUUGUUCGGAAGAGAUUUUGACACCAAAUAUGUAAUUGCCCAGUCAUGGACAGAGUUUUUGCUAGCUGUUGUUGAGGACCUGGAAGAGGGAAAAUUUUUGAUCGAUGAGAUCGAUGAAUCAUUGAUGUUCUACGAGAAGGGCCGCACUGUGGAGUAUUUACGAGUGCUUGUUUACAGAGCAAUGUCCAAGGAUAGAAAAGCUAAGCACGAACAGCAGAAGAAGGAAAGUCUAAGGUCUCCUGCAAUGGAGUCCAUCGAAUCUAUUGUAGAGGUUCCAUCUCAAGUAGUCGAAAAAGCAGACGCGGGAGCAAAAGUGCAAUCUGAAGAUAAAACGGAGACUGAGCUGAAUGCUGAUAGUACAGAGACCAAGCCUAAGUCCACAGGUGUUGAAUCAGCCCAGCCAAUAACUGCGACAGCCACAGAGGAAAUACAAGAGCCAUCGCUUACCACAACUGCACCGGAGCCAGAACCUGAACCGGAAGUUGAACCAGAAUCUUCAAGCAGUCAAGUCUCCAGUACAGAAACAGUUACUCCGGUAGAAAGAGCGCCCGCAGAAAAGGAGCCUUCUACGGAAGUAAAGGCCACUGAUAAAACAGAAUCCCUCAAAGAUAUUUCCCUAUCAUAG
Komagataella phaffii GS115 is the source of this 1338-nucleotide messenger RNA. Its product is annotated as Protein involved in the regulation of cell wall synthesis. Gene Ontology annotation, cellular component: mating projection tip. The coding region runs from base 1 to 1338 and encodes 445 amino acids. Gene Ontology annotation, biological process: regulation of fungal-type cell wall biogenesis; cell wall biogenesis. NCBI's taxonomy places the organism in Eukaryota, Fungi, Ascomycota, Pichiomycetes, Pichiales, Pichiaceae. The record is from RefSeq and is a predicted model, not a curated record. The transcript has a single exon.